Messenger RNA from Propithecus coquereli (Coquerel's sifaka), 705 nucleotides. It is a transcript of the gene PXMP2, whose product is annotated as peroxisomal membrane protein 2, 22kDa. The transcript has 5 exons. Gene Ontology annotation, cellular component: cytoplasm; membrane. The record is from RefSeq and is a predicted model, not a curated record. The coding region runs from base 47 to 634 and encodes 195 amino acids. Lineage: Eukaryota; Metazoa; Chordata; Mammalia; Primates; Indriidae.
CCGGAGGUGGGGUCGGCGCCCUGGGCGGCUCGGCGCUUAGGAGGCGAUGGCGCCGGCGGUGUCCAAGCUGUGGGCCGAGGCCCGGUUCGGGGCGCUCCCUCGGCGGGCGCUCGCCCAGUACCUGCUCCUCCUGCGGCUGUACCCGGUGCUCACCAAGGCGGCCACCAGUGGCGUUUUGUCAGCACUUGGGAACUUCCUCGCCCAGAUGAUUGAGAAGAUGCGGAAAAAAGGAAACUCUGCAAGUCUAGAUGUCAGCGGGCCUCUCAGAUAUGCUGUUUUCGGCUUCUUCUUCACAGGGCCGCUGAGUCACUACUUCUACCUCUUACUGGAGCACUGGAUCCCUUCGGAGGUUCCCUUGGCGGGAGUCAGGAGGCUCCUCCUGGACCGCCUCCUUUUUGCCCCGGCCUUCCUGCUGCUGUUCUUCCUCAUCAUGAACCUUCUGGAGGGGCAGGAUGCCGUGGCUGCGGUGGCUGCGGUGCGCGUGCACUUCUGGCCGGCGCUGACGAUGAACUGGAGGGUCUGGACGCCCGUGCAGUUUGUCAACAUCAACUACAUCCCGCUGCAGUUCCGGGUGCUUUUUGCCAACCUGGUGGCUCUGUUCUGGUACGCCUACCUGGCCUCUCUGGGGAAGUGAGGACGGCAAGGGAGAAGGUCAGACACUGUGGACAGGGGUCUGGGGGAGCCUCGCCUGCGCAGAGAACAGAA